This is a messenger RNA of Habropoda laboriosa, 471 nucleotides long. It is a transcript of the gene NHP2, whose product is annotated as H/ACA ribonucleoprotein complex subunit 2-like protein. The transcript is spliced from 3 exons. Gene Ontology annotation, molecular function: box H/ACA snoRNA binding. Gene Ontology annotation, biological process: snRNA pseudouridine synthesis; rRNA pseudouridine synthesis. Bases 1 to 471 code for a protein of 156 amino acids. The record is from RefSeq and is a predicted model, not a curated record. Lineage: Eukaryota; Metazoa; Arthropoda; Insecta; Hymenoptera; Apidae. Gene Ontology annotation, cellular component: nucleolus; box H/ACA snoRNP complex.
AUGGGAGAAGGACCGAUUAGAAUGGUUAUAGAUGAGAGUAUAAAAGAAACAGAGGGUGAUGUUCCAGAAAUUAGUUACGAAGAAAAAUUAAAAUACACAAAUCCUAUCGCCAAACCUAUGGCUCCAAAAAAAUUAACCAAAAAAAUUUAUAAAUGUAUUAAAAAAGCUUCAAAGCAGAAAACAUUUCUUCGAAAUGGUUUAAAAGAUGUCCAGAAGCACCUUCGCAAGGGAGAAGUAGGAUUGGUAGUCUUUGCUGGUGAUGUAUUUCCCAUUGAAAUUAUGUGUCAUUUACCAAUUGUGUGCGAAGAUAAAAGCAUUCCAUAUUGUUACACUCCUUCAAGGCAAGAUAUUGGUAAUGCUAUGGGUGUGAAAAGAGGAAGCUUAAUGGUACUUAUUAAGGAACAUUCAGAGUACAAAGAUCUCUUUGAGGAAAUCAAAUCUUCAAUGCUAAAUUUAUCAACACCACUAUAG